GGACGGGCGGGAGGUUGGGGGGGGUGGGGAGUGCGGUGAGGGUAGCCGAGGCCCGGGGCUUCGGCCGGCUCCGUGGUGGCCUCCCGUCCGUCCAGGUACGGUGUUUAAGCUGGCAAAAAGCGGCGGUCGCGGCCAAGGCCUUUCCUUGGCGAGAGGCCGGCAGCUCUCUACUGCUUCUUGGCCCGACGGCGCCUCGGCCUUUCGUAAGCCGCGGUACCUAAGGGGAAUCGAGACAAAGUUGGAACUGCUCCAUCCCCGGGUGGAUAUCGGCAUCAGUCAACGGUCCAGUCCGGUCCGAGAGCGGGGGUCAACAGGUCAGUCAUUUCCUCGCCACUGUGAGGAGAGCAGAAGUGGGACAGUGAUGGCCACCGUAAAUGGGACAUCAGCGGUCUCCUCCGUUCAGCCUAUCACCAUCAAGGAAGAGCCUGAUUUAUGGAGUAAAGAUGACCUGCUGUGGUUGUUGGAUCGAAUAAAAGGCCUCAUUCCCGAGGGAGACUGCAUGAAGUACAAGACAACUGAGUCUCACUUCAACUGGGAGAAAGUCGCAUUUGGACCCUUCACAGCAGAAAUGUGCCGUUUGAAAUGGCUGAAACUGGCCUGUGAGAUCAGAAAAUAUCGCACGCUGAGCGAACUGCUGGAUGAUGCAGAGGAGCUGGUGAAAAAUCCAUAUAAGGGCAAGAAGCUGAAGACUCAUCCUGAUUUUCCCAAGAAGCCACUGACUCCAUACUUCCGAUUCUUCAUGGAGAAAAGAGCCAAAUAUGCCAAGAUUCACCCAGAAAUGAGUAACCUGGACUUGACAAAGAUCCUCUCCAAGAAAUACAAGGAGUUGCCAGAGAAGAAAAAGCUCAAGUACAUUCAGGAUUUCCAGCAGGAGAAGGGGCAUUUUGGGCAGGCAAUGGCCAAAUUCAGAGAUGAACACCCCGAUCUUCUUGCUGAACGCAAAAAGUCAGAUAUUCCAGAAAAGCCAAAAACACCCCAGCAACUGUGGUAUAAUCAUGAGAAGAAAGCUUUCCUUAAAGUCCAUCCUGAGGUAAGUCCAAAGGAGCUGAAGGAUGCCUUGCGCAGGCAGUGGUCUCAGCUGGCCGACAAGAAACGUCUCAAGUGGAUCAGCAAAGCCCUGGAGUUGCAGAAAGAAUACGAGGCAACAAUGAAGGCUUAUAUUGAAGCUCACCCUGAUCUCACCUUCGAGGAACCCACUAAGUCUGUUCUCACCAAAGCUGAGCGACAGUUGAAGGAUAAAUUUGAUGGACGGCCAACGAAGCCACCACCGAAUGGCUACUCUUUAUACUGUGCAGAACUGAUGGUUAACAUGAAAGAUGUCCCCAGCACUGAACGCAUGGUGUUGUGCAGCAAGCAGUGGAAAGUUAUGUCACAAAAGGAGAAGGACAUGUACCAGAAACGGUGUGAGCAGAAGAAGAAACAGUAUGAGUUGGAGAUGCAGAGGUUUCUUGAGAGCUUGCCAGACGAAGAACGGGAGAGAGUGCUGUUGGAGGAGAAGAUUGGGGGAAACAAAGUCACAAACAACGUCACAGCAAAUGCACAAAAUAAUGGCUCUCAGCGGCCAAAGCCCAGCACUCCAAGCUUGCCAGCAUCACCAACCAGCAAGAGUAUCCCUGACCGGCCACUGCAGCCCAUUUCUGCCAUGUUCCUUUUCUUCCAGGAGAAACGGAAGAAGAACCCCAAUCUGACGGAGAGUGAACUAACCCGUCAGUUAGCCAGGAUGUGGAACGAACUGUCAGAGAAGAGGAGGGAGAAGUACAAGAGGAUGGAAAGGGCCCUGAAAGCAGAACACGAGCAGAAAAUGCAGAAUUUCCUGAAGGAGACGAAGGAUGCCGGGGUCUCACGGAAGGCACCGCUGCCUGAAUCCCCCAAAACAGCUGAGGAGUUAUGGGAGCAAGCGGUGCUUAGGGAUUACCUCAUCAAGUUCCAGAAUGACCGCAAGAAGGUGCAGUCAGCGAUGAAGGCAGCCUGGAAGGCCAUGGAGAAGGAGGAGAAGAUUCCUUGGAUUAAGAAGGCAGCAGAUGACCAGAGGAGAUAUGAGAGGGAACUGUCAGAGAGUCGGUGUACAACAGGCACAGCUCUGCCAACCAAGAAGCUGAAGUUUGAUGGGGAACCUAAGAAGCCACCGAUCAGGAGUGGUUACCAGAUGUUCUCCCAAGAGCUGCUAACGAGUGGAGAGCUGAGCCACUUUGGGCUCAAGGAGAGGAUGGUGGAAAUUGGGCGCAGGUGGCAAAAGCUCAGCCAGACCCAGAAGGAUGUGUACAAGAAGCAGGUGGAGCAGCAGCAGCAGGAGUACAAGGCAGAGCUGGAGGUCUGGCUCAAGUCACUCUCCCCACAAGAGAGGGCUCUGUAUAUGGAGUACACCACCACGAAGCGCAAGGGGUCGGGCAAGGCUGGGGGUCCCUCAGCCAAAGUCAGAGCCAUGGGCAACGUCAGCUCGGAAUCAUCAGAGGAUGAUGAUGAUGAUGAUGAAGAUGACGACGAGGAUCCUGACAGGAGUGACUCUUCUGAUUCUGAUGAGGAUGGAGUUGAUUCAUCGGGAACUUCUGACAGUGGAUCCAACAGCGAUGAUGCGAACGAGGAGGAGGAGGAGGACGAUGACCAGUCUGAGGCCAGCUCUUCUGCCUCAUCCUCAUCCUCUUCCUCCUCAGAUGAUGAUGAGGGUUCUGACUCUGAUUCUGACUGACACCUGUUUCGGAGGGUCGGUGCAAUAGCUGGGGAACAGCACUGAACUCGUUACUGUGGCAGACGUGGAUUGGGCUCUGGAUAUCCUGUCAUGCCUCCCAAUGUCACCAGGACCUCAGCUCUCCGGACAUCUGUGUCACAGCCUCUGGUCUGGGUACAACCUGCUGUAAACCUACUGGUUUCUCCUUGUGACUAGCAGCUCCUGACCAUACUCAAGCUCGACCAUGGAUAUUUACAGCUUUUUUAAUGUUUUACUCUACUGCCAUUGUUUGAAUCAUGAAUCCUGUCUGCAGUGUUGGGGUGAGGAUCUCGAGCCCUGAGCCAUGUGGAUCAGCAACACCUUGACCAAGUGUGACAUUAACCCAGGUGCCCGGAGCCUCUACACCAGAUCUGUCCUGCAUGUCAUUUCACUGCCUGGGGAUUGAGCAACAACUCCAGUUGUUGCUGAGGGUGAUUUUUAGGGAGAGGGACAGAUGAGUUUAGAUUCCCCAGUGGAAUUAAACUUGGAAAUUUGAGGCUGAUCAUUGCUUUAUCUGCUCCUGGGUAAAGUUACUUUGCACAGAGCAACUUCAGUAACGGGACCAACGAGGGUUGUACUGUAGAUGAACGUUCAGCAUAAUAUUUCUUUGUUCAAUGUUGUUGCCCGAGGAUUCUGCUGACUGAACUGCCUUCAGCUGUGAGCAGACUCAUCUAACCUGCCCUCAAGAUAUUAAAUGGGUAGGCUUUGGUUUGGUAAGUUCCAGCUUGUCUUCAACUCCUCACAGUAGGUUUUGCCUACAGGGUUGCAGUUUAUUUCCAUGUUUACAGGAGGUAGGUGUGACAGAGCAGCCCAGCCCUAUUAGAUCCUGAAGGAGUGGGCAUGAGUUAGGUUCUGGAGCUCGUGUUCAUGUUGUGCUGUUAAGACCCAGAGUUGGUGUGGGAUCAGAAGUGAGGGUUCCAACAGGUGGUGAUGUUCUCUAUACCUGUCCUUAUCCUCUGGGUGAUGCAGGUGGUGGGUUUGGAAGGUGUUGCUGCAGUAUCCUCAUCUGGUAACUGUGGUAUGGAGGAAGGGCAGGGUGGCCAAUGACCGGUUGGACAGUGACAAAGCUUGACUGAAACAUGGUCUCACCCAGGUGAGUGGAGAGUAUUCCAUAACACUCCUGACCUGUGGAUGGUCAACAUGUCUUGAGAUGACAUGAGCAGAGGUGGUUGGGGUAGGUACAGAGCAGUGAUAGGAGAUGAAAUGAGAAUUGGGGGGGGUGGGUAGAAGCAGAAAACACUCCAGAGAAUGGGGUCUAUUUUAUGUUUCCCUCUUGCAAUAAAUCAUGAUCAACUUAGCCAGAUGGUGUAGCAAAGGUUUGGUGGGCAGGAGAGACUUCAAUUACUGGUAUUAAAUGACUUUUAAUGUGUUUAGUUACAAACCUGUGUCAUUCACUUUUAUGUAAAGGACCAAGUGGUCUUCCCAAUGUUAGACACUCCAUGCUGGACCACAGGCUGUAAACUUUGUUCACAUCUUGUGUUUGGAAGUUUGACUAUGUUGCUGUGAUUUUUUUUGCGGCAGUUUUUUGUGGAAAGUUGCUUAAUGUCAUUCCAAAGCUGCUUGGGGAGCAGAUCCUGGGGUCAAGCAGUACUCUGGAAAUCCUGUAAUUCGUCCAGUGGGACACUGUGGAAAACAGAUUUAAAAUGGAGUUAUGAACUAUCAUUGCUUCUAUUGAAAUGACAAGAUCCUACAUAGAUUCUGAUGCUAACCAAGGCAGCUGGCAACUUCACAAUAAACCUCAGUUGAAAACUAA
Hypanus sabinus (Atlantic stingray) is the source of this 4457-nucleotide messenger RNA. RefSeq names its product nucleolar transcription factor 1-like. Lineage: Eukaryota; Metazoa; Chordata; Chondrichthyes; Myliobatiformes; Dasyatidae. The coding region runs from base 362 to 2686 and encodes 774 amino acids. The record is from RefSeq and is a predicted model, not a curated record. The transcript has 21 exons.